AUGUCGAAGGCAAGCAAAGCAGUACGGGGCCAAAGAAAACAAUGGAGGAACCUUAGAAAGGCCAAAGCUGUGCCAAUCUCCGAAUUGGAAGACGAAUUAACUCCUGUUGACUUAAUCAUAACAUUCAAUCAAAACCCACCUCAUGCUGAUUCAGAGACAAUCACGCCAUCGAAUCCUGUGAUCAUGAUUUCAUCAGACUGCAACUCUCACGACGCUGAGGAUUUACAAACCCCCCAGCCUCCUCAAUCAGUCAUACUUCAACCUUCUGAGUUCUAUUGGAUGCCUAUUGAUCCCAAUUAUUUAACUGAAGAGGAUGAUAUGGAUCCCUUAGGCAUGCCACUCUACGCACAACCUGAUAUUGUUGAUUCUUCCGAUGAUGAAGCAUGCAAUCAUGAAUUAGUCAAUGAAGCUAUAUUUCAAGUUUUCACUCAACCUUUUAUCAAUCAACAACCUCUUGGUAAACGCAAAACCAAGAGCGGUCAAAUCCUCAAAGGCUAUAAAAGGCCUCGUGUUCAACUUAAUUCAAAUAAACUUGCACCACAAAAGAUACCAAAAGAGACUCAAAGAAGACAGAGAAUUGAGCAAGAAAAGGCACUUGGCAAGUCCAAGUUUUCAAUGGCGGACUGGGUUAUCAAGAAACCACCUUCAGCCCCAGCUCCGGUCUCUCCUCCCUCUCCACCUGAUAUUGAGCCCGAUUCCUCUGAAAUCGAAUCCUAUUAA
This is a messenger RNA of Melampsora larici-populina 98AG31, 720 nucleotides long. RefSeq lists its product as uncharacterized. The record is from RefSeq and is a predicted model, not a curated record. NCBI's taxonomy places the organism in Eukaryota, Fungi, Basidiomycota, Pucciniomycetes, Pucciniales, Melampsoraceae. The coding region runs from base 1 to 720 and encodes 239 amino acids. The transcript has a single exon.